AAUCGGAAUCGGAAUCGGAAUCGAAGAGGUCCCAUUAAUGAACCAACCAAGCAGGCCAACGAAAGUUAAAAUAAUAGAAUAAGCAAUACAAGCAAACUACUUAUAACGAAAUCGCUUUAAAGGCAUCUAGAGUUAGUCAAAAGGAAACACAUCUCGACGUGUAUCUUGGGGAAAAUCAACGCUUCAUAAAUUAACGAAUUAGUGAAUAACGAACCACACGGACCAGCUAAAUUAAAGAGCACACCAUUCCGGGGAAAACCUCCAACCUCCGUGGGAGAAGGAUCAAGCAACACGGCGAAGGGCGGCCGUAAUGGGUGGUGGCUUUGCGGCGCCACCGAUUACACUAGCCAGCAGGAACCAGCGACCAGGAAACGACCACGUCCCCACCACCACCACUCCGGCGACGGAGAUGCACGAGAAACUCCUGGAGAAGGAGGACAAGACUGAGAGGACCAAUCUGCUGGGCAGGUCCAAGGACACCAGCAAGCCGCCCAAGGACAAGCCGCCCAAGCAGUCCAAGUUUGCGGAGCGUCUGCGUCGCUCCUUUCGGCGCGGCGAUCAUCGAUCGUUGGAGAUCAAACGGCAGGAGCCCACGGCGGAGGAGCUGAAGGCCAAGAGCAGGGCCACUCCACCGCCGCCAAGUAGUCUCCAUUCGGACAACAAUAAUCGGCUGCCCUUUGCCCUCAGCCACUUGAAUUUACCCGGCUUGGGAUUGGGAGUGGGUGUGGGUCUGGGACUCGGUGGCCACAUCAAUCCCGCCCUGCUGCUGGACAGCCCAGACGAGUGCACUCCGCCGGAGUACGCCUAUCAGCACCUGAGUAGCGUGGCCACCACCAAUUCGAGCACUUCCUUGGAGAGCAGCUGCGAAUUGGGUGAGCUGAGUGGCUCCCAGAACAGUGUCUUCUAUUGGGCCUCCAUGGGUGGCGAGGUGAGCACAUCGGCGGGGGCAGCAGAAGCAGCAGGAGGAGGUGGAGGAGCAGGAGCAGGAGGAUUACCCAUUGAUAACCCGAAUAGACGACGCCUGGAGACCCAAAGCAGCAAUCGAAGUGAUCAACAGGCUGUAACCACUACUACUUCCUCGGCUGUUCAGCCUGGGAACAGCAGCAGGAGCUGCAGCCUGACCAGCGAGAGCAGCUCCAUCCGACUGACCCGCCUGCAGAACUUCCUCUUCAAGAGCAGCAACGAGAGCUCCCGCAGCUGCCAGGGCCACUCGAACGAGGGCUUCACCGUGUCCUCGCACAACUCCUCCUCGGGCGAGUGGGAGCAGCUGGGUGCCUAUUUGUCGAGCAGCAGUGGCGUGGGCGGUGGCCAUGACUUCCAGGGCGGCUCCUUUCCCGAGGAGAGCACACCCGAUGAGACGGAGGCCGGCACUUUGCCGGUGGAGACGAGCAGCAGUGGCGGAGGAGGAGGAGGUGGCUACUAUCAGUACACCCUGACCUCGCCCAAUAAUCCCUUUCUGCCGGAGAUCACGGCCAGGACGUAUCACAGCACCUACAGCGAAGAUGGAGCAGUGGAGGGUGGUGGUGACUCCACCACAGAUGACCUCCAGUUGGACGGGAGUGGGCAGAAGUAUGGCACCCGCUCCGCCCAGUUGCCAACGCCUUCGUACAGUCGAGCCGGAUCGCAGGAGUCGACGCACAGCGAGGGAGGAGGACCGCCUGGUCCCACGCCCAGUCCCGCCUCCAGUUCCUCCUCCACGCCGGGCAGGCAUCGGAGGAAGCUGUUUAGCCUGAACUCACCCACCCGAUUGCUGCACCACCAGAAGGAGCAGCCGGCGCAGCAGAGUGGAUCGCCUCCAUCCGGCGGAAGUAGCAAUGAGGGAGGAGGCUCCUCCGGUGGCAAGUUCAAUUCGGCCAGUUUGGUGAGGAGCCUCAAUCCAUUCCUGCCCAGCGUUACGUCGCCCAAGAAGGCGCCGCACAAACAGGCGGCUGUGACGUCGCCGGGCUCCUUGACCCCUGACCUUAGCACAAAGCGCGAGGAGUUCCUGCGGGCCACCAUGAAGAUCUGCUUGGUCGUCUCGCCGCCCAACAGCAAGCUGCAGCUGAAAUCGAAGAGUCUCACGCACUUGGAUGGCCUCGACUCGGGUGUGGUGGCCUGCCAGCACGGACCUCCGGGAAUGGCCAGCAGCACCACCACCACCACCACCGCCGCCGCCGUCGGCAGCACCACCGCGACCACCGGACUGUUCGCCACCACCGGACCACCAGGAUCGCUGGGCCGGCAGGCCAAUGUGACUGAAAAGGGUGAACCGAGGAGCGUUUGUCUGUCUCCCUCGGCACCACCACCAACAGCCUCCCAAGCUCACCCACCGCACCACCCACCCACAAUUUACACCCAGGCACCGCAGAUCGUGCGGCGUACGCCUUCGCUGAUGCUCUCACCCACGCUCGACGAGACCACGAAGACGGCCAGUUCGUCCUGCUUUGGCACCGGUCACUCCAGUGCCGGAUCCUUCCACCAGCACCACCACCAGAAUCAGAAUCAGAGUCAGCAAAACCACCAGCAACUGACUAGCAGCGGCAGCACCACUGGCACCGGCACCUCCACCACGGCAACUUAUGCGAUACCCUCCUCCAAACACUUUCAGUUCGCUGGCGAAGUGGUGGCCACCUCGUCCUCCUCGACCCUGAGUCCCUACAGCACCACAUCGGCUGCCUCGGGAGGUGGUGGCAUUGGUGGUGCUUGUGGUGGCCUAACCUCCCCCGUCGGCUGCUCCACGUCCUCGGGUUCGGCGGUGAAAAAGAAAUCCUCGUUCAUGAAGCGCAAGAAGCCACUGCUGACGCGCAGCGAGGUAUCCAGCUCCGAGUUCUUCUCCGUGUCAUUCUGCCUGGAAUCGUCGCAGCAUCCAGAUGAGGAGUUUAUUCCCGCUACCAAAGGCGUAACACUACUUAACGCACUCGGCCACGCCCUGCGUAGGCGGAACCUCAGCUUUACACAAAUCACCAUCACGGACAAUAAUCCCACGCCCAGUUUUUUAGAUGCCGGUCCUUCGCUCCUUCCCGUCUCCGUGGAUGAGCAGACCGAUGUGGAGAGCCUGGCUGGACACCAUCUCUGCAUCACCGAACGGGGCAGCAACCGCAAGCCCCUGCAAAAGGCAGCUUCUUUUGGUUCCCGACAACCCCCGCCCCGACUGCUGCCCUCCGUUUCCACCGAGGAGACCAGCGAGUCGGGAGUGGCGGCCGGCAAGCAGAUCAAGCAGCGGUGGUCUUCCAUAUUCGGGAUCAAGAAUCCCCAGCAGAGUCAGCUGUGCGAGCUGCUGAACAGCUAUGCCAAGAACGGAGUGCCCCAGCGUCCGGAUAGCAUGAACUUUGAUCAUCCGGACUUGGUCAACUCACUGGCCUACCUGCAGGAUAUGCACAAGUCGUGGCGCGACUUUGUGGAGAGUGAUGCGAUGAGCGAGACGGAGAUUAAGAUCCAGACGGCCAUUUGGGAGCUGGUUACCACCGAGGUGUAUUACAUUCACGCCCUGCAAACAGUGACUGAGUUAUUCCUGGCCUGUUUGGAGGCCGUUCAGGAGGAGCGUCUGCUGAUCGAUGUGGAUCAGGCUCGUUUGUUCUCCAAUGUGCGGGCUGUGUGCGAGGCGAACAUCAAGUUCUGGACCCUGUGGCUUUAUCCCAUGGUGGCACAUAGCAUAAUCACCCACGAACCGCUGAGAUGCGCCUUUUUCCAGGAGGGAUUCAUUGGCUUUGCCUCCAUCUUUGCGCCAUAUAAGAUCUACUGUGCGGAACAGAGCACCUGCCAGUUCUACUGCAAAGAGCUGAACCACAACAACCCCCUGUUCACAUCCUAUUUGGCGUGGUGCGAGUCGCAGAAGAUGUGCAACCGCCUGCGACUCGCGGACAUUGUGGUGCGACCCAUGCAGCGACUGACCAAGUACAGCCUCCUCCUGGCCGCGAUCAAGAAGCACAUGAGCGACGUGGAGGAGAUAGAGGCCAUUGACGUGAUGAUGCACAGCGUGGAGAACUUUGUGGGCAGUGUGAACAACCACUUGACGAUGCGGCAGGAGAACGAGCGGCUCAAGGGCGUGAUGGUGCGGAUCGAGUCGUACGAUGUGGUGGACACCAACAACGAGAUGCUGGACAAGUUGAUCAAGCAGCACAGCCAGAUGUUUGACCUCUGUGCCCCGAUGCGCGGAUGUCCCGCCUACCAUGUGCGCCACCUGUUCAUGGAGGGCGAUCACAAGUUCAAGGACAACCUCGGCAAGUCCGAUGUGCACUGUUUCCUGCUCACCGACCUCCUGCUCGUGUGCAAGACGAUUGCCAAGCGGGGACUGGGAGCCCUGAAGGUCAUACGGCAACCAUACCUAACCGACCAGCUAAUCGUUCAGCUGGCGCCGAACAAUACGCUGAACUGUGUGUACCUCAACGAGUUCCAGGUGGCCACCACGGCGUUCACGCUGCAGUGCACCGAGGCCAAGAACUGGUACGACGCCAUGUGGCGGGCCAAGACGAUCUACCAAAGACUGAAGCGCGGCGGCGCAGGAGGCGGCAGCGGAAGCGGCACGGUGGGCGGCGAUAGCUUCCGGUUCGGUGGGAGUGGCACCAGCGGCGGCACCGCCGAUUCCCUGGGCGUCCGCAAGUCACCGAUGAACUCCUCGAUCUGCAGCCACGUCUCCAGUGCGAACAACAGCCACAGCGGCAGUGUCGAGUGGAACGACUCGCGCAACAUAUCCGUCGACUUUGAAAAGACAAACUCGGUGUCCAGCGACGAGGGCUCCAGCAUAAUGACAGGCAACCACGGAGUGAACCUGAAGGGCAAGCAGCAAUUGAUCAGUGGCCUGCACAAGACUAAAAUGGGCAUUAUCGGCCAGAUGGGCUCCAAGUCGGCCAACACGCUCUCCGUGCAGCCGAUGAACCAUCUGGGCCAGAGCCUGCCCAACCUGAACAUGCAUCACAGCCACACUAACAAUACUCUGCUCGUGCCCGGCUCCACGACGAGCCACUCGGGCAAUAUGUUGUUGUCGCCCAGUCACCGCGGCAUUUCCUACCCGCCGCCGAGUCCAACGAGAGUUCCUCUGCGCCGCGGCAUGGCCUUCUCCACGUCGACGAAGAAUCCGCCGCUGCGCAAGACCCGGAAUAUAACCUCCCAGAACAGUAUUAACUGGCACCAGAUCCCGGCCACGCCCACGCCGCCCAGCCCGAGAUCGCAGCACCAAUCGCCGGGAGUGGUCUGCAUGCAGAAAUCGCUGCCCCUGCUGGUGCCCCACGAGGAGGGUCAAGGUCAAGGUCAGGGCCUGCCACCGCCCCCGCUGCAGAAGCAGCUCUCCCACCAGACGCCGCUGCCCACAUCCAAUCACAACCAGUCGAGCACCGAAACGGACGUCUGAUGUGGACUGGGUCGCCGAAGCAUAAAGCCGCAGAAUGUACUUACCAAUAGAUCCGUCACAAUUUACCCAGAGCACUCCCAUAUAAAAUACAUUUAGGAAAUCGCCUUUGUUUUUCCCAGGUCUUACUAAAGGAUAUACAGCUAUUUUCUCUAAAGACAGUAUUUCUAAUGAAUAAAUAUAUCUUGUCAUAUUCGAUUAAGUUUUAUUUAUUUCUAGAACAACUUACAAUAAUCUU
This is a messenger RNA of Drosophila takahashii, 5561 nucleotides long. RefSeq names its product pleckstrin homology domain-containing family G member 5. The record is from RefSeq and is a predicted model, not a curated record. Gene Ontology annotation, biological process: endothelial cell migration; Rho protein signal transduction. NCBI's taxonomy places the organism in Eukaryota, Metazoa, Arthropoda, Insecta, Diptera, Drosophilidae. Gene Ontology annotation, cellular component: endocytic vesicle; axon; plasma membrane. Gene Ontology annotation, molecular function: guanyl-nucleotide exchange factor activity.